GCCUCGUCUUCUUCGUGCUUUCGCAGAGGUGGGUUGGCUUCUCCUCCCCCUCCGGUUCGGUUCGGUUCUUCUGGUCCGGUUCGGUUCGGUUCGUGGGAGAGAGGAAGGGAUGGCGGGGUCGGAUGUUGAGUACCGCUGCUUCGUGGGCGGCCUUGCCUGGGCCACCAACGACGACUCCCUCCAUGCCGCCUUCAGCCCCUUCGGCGAGGUCCUGGAGUCCAAGAUCAUCCAAGAUCGUGAGACUGGGAGGUCGCGCGGGUUCGGCUUCGUCACCUUCUCGAACGAGCAGGCGAUGCGCGAUGCCAUCGAGGGGAUGAACGGCAAGGAGCUGGACGGCCGCAGUAUCACCGUCAACGAAGCCCAGUCACGUGGCGGCCGCUCCGGCGGCGGCGGCGGCGGCUACGGCGGGAGCCGCGAGGGCGGUGGAGGCUACGGCGGUGGUGGAGGCUACGGCGGUGGCUACGGCGGUGGUGGAGGCUACGGCGGGCGCCGCGAGGGCGGGUACGGCGGCGGCGGCGGGUACGGCGGCAGUCGCGGCGGGUACGGCAACUCCGACGGGAACUGGAGGAGCUGAGCGGUGGGGCCCUCGCGGCCAAGUUAUCUUGUUAUCGCUACUGCUAUCCGAGCUAUCUUGUCGUGUCGUCCAGUGUCCUAUGUUGUUUGUUUCGUGUGGUUGCCAUCUGUGUUUUUGAUCGCAAGUUCGCUCCUUUGAUUAGUUGUUGUGUUCCGAUGAACAAGUCUCGCGAGUGUUGGUCUUGAUGCUAUCCUCAUCCUGAUCCCAUGAACUGGGUAGGGAUGUUAUCGUCGUGAAACCUGUUACCUUUUUCAGUUAAUCAGACAGAAAAAAGUGCUACUUGGUGCUGCAAA
Phragmites australis (common reed) is the source of this 867-nucleotide messenger RNA. Its product is annotated as glycine-rich RNA-binding, abscisic acid-inducible protein-like. The record is from RefSeq and is a predicted model, not a curated record. Bases 110 to 574 code for a protein of 154 amino acids. NCBI's taxonomy places the organism in Eukaryota, Viridiplantae, Streptophyta, Magnoliopsida, Poales, Poaceae. The transcript has 2 exons. Gene Ontology annotation, molecular function: mRNA binding.